Molecule: messenger RNA, 1735 nt
Organism: Lingula anatina
Lineage: Eukaryota; Metazoa; Brachiopoda; Lingulata; Lingulida; Lingulidae
Source: RefSeq, a predicted model, not a curated record
ACCGCAAUGGUACAUAAGCAUUGUGCUUAUGGCACCUGUAACAGCGACUCAAGGCACGCUGACAGGCCGCAUAUGGCAGGUGUUUUUUUCGUGCCAUUUCCCAAACCAAAAACGAAUGUGGAGAAGUGCAAGCGGUGGGUUCAUUUAUGUGGAAGGCAUGUGGAGCAGUUCAACAUAGACAAGGUUUCUAAAUACACCUUCUUGUGUAGCAAACAUUUUGUUGGUGGAAACGGGCCCACAGAGGAAAACCCUGAUCCGAUAUCUGCACGAGCGUGUCCAGAACAAGUGUCCAAGAUAAACCGCCGUCAGAGAAAAGCCCCCAAGCAGAGAACAUUUCAACUCAGACAUACUGAGAAACUGGCAAAAAAUGAGCAACUAGAGGUUGCUGAGGCUUUAUUAGAUUUGGGCAGAAAUCGUCCGCCGACAUGUCAAACCCCUGAAAUCCAUAAAUUGUCUCUUGAGAUCAGUAACGCUUUGCCAAGUCAAGAAUCUGAACAAGAAAUCACUCUGCAGUAUCCGUCAACAUGCCAAACCACUGAAAUCCAAGAUUUUGCCAUUGACACCUUCAACGAUCCGCCUUAUCAAGAAUCUGAACAAGGCAACGUUCGACAGUAUCGCAGCUUCGGGGUACAGACAGAUGACCUGUUAUGCAACUGCAACAAAGAUGUGGAGACCACAGAUGCCUCAGCACAGACCGUGUACACGAAAUACGAACUCCAAGCAAAGAUUGAGACCAUAGCCCUAAAAAAUGAACUAGUUCGUGCCCGGACUGUCGCCCCAACUAAAGCUUUCCAAGAUAAGACAGACGCUCCUCUGCUGACAAUUGAUGGUAUAAAGGAUGAUAAAAAGACAUUCUUCUUUUUCACCGGUUUGGAGUAUUUGCACUUUUUAGCCUUGUUUACUUUCCUCGGUCCGGCAGUUAAUAAUUUGACGUACUGGAACGGCAAAUCAACAAACAAAUUACCUAGCAGAAGAAAGACCAAACCCAUUGAUGAACUUUUCAUGACACUGGUUCGGCUUAGGAGAGGUUAUUCUUUUUUUAGUAUGAGUUUUUUCUUUAAGUUAUCACAGACAGUCAUAAGGUCAAUAUUUACAACUUGGAUUCAACUCCUUUAUCAUCAUUUUAAUGACUUACGACCCCAGAUGUUUGCAGACCGUUCCACCUUGAGGCCAUUUCUUCCUAAGUCGUUUAGAAGUUUCCAGAAUGUCCGAUGUUCAGUGGACUGUACCGAAUUUUAUGUCCAAAUGCCGAAAGAUUUCGCCCGACAAGGGAAUUUAUACUCUAGUUAUAAGCAUCAUCACACUUUCAAAUGUUGCAUAGCGGUAGCCCCGAAUGGUUCUGGUGUAUUCGUUUCUCAUUUGUUUGAAGGGUCUAUUAGUGACAGGGAAAUUUUCAAAAAGUGUGGUAUUUUAGAUUAUCUAAAUCCUGGUGACAUGAUUCUUGUAGACCGUGGAUUCACCGUAAAGGACAUUUUACAAGAAUUACAUGUUGAUGUCAACAUGCCAGCUUUUUUAAACGGCCGUGAGAGCCUCACUCCCCAGGAAGAACUUUUGACUAAACGAUUGGCAAAGGCACGAAUUCACGUUGAAAGAUAUAACGGCAGAGUGAAGAACUUUAAAUUAAUUUCAGGCACGAUUCCUUUGAGUUUGGCUCCACUAGCCAGCCAGUCAGUAUUUGUAGUAUGCUGCUUGGUCAAUUUUCAAGACCAGUUAGCUAAGUGAUCUGUACAAACAA